Messenger RNA from Durio zibethinus, 1226 nucleotides. The record is from RefSeq and is a predicted model, not a curated record. Lineage: Eukaryota; Viridiplantae; Streptophyta; Magnoliopsida; Malvales; Malvaceae.
CAUGUGCAUUAGAUUAUGUGUUCGUACUACAUGUGCCUUAGAUUACGUUUAGUACAAUAAAUUAAUAGUGGUUGUUGGGGCAAAAAUGGAAAAGGCCGUUCCCUUUAGACAAAUAAAGAAAAAAUGAGACCCUAUUCAGCAAAUAAUGAUUUGUGGGCAAGAAAAUAAUAGUAAUAAUGGUUUGAAGAGAUAUUUGGAUAGAGUAUGGGACGUGAAAAGCAGAUUUGAUGGUGGCGUGGCCGUUUCUCAUUUGAAGCUUCUUGAGUGAUCGCCAUAGCAUGUCACUUCUCUUAAAGUCAUAACUGCCGGGGUGAUGGGAUGGCUGCCUGAUUGAUUACCUCUCACCUGAUGGAACCAGAUAAGGAACAAGGGAUGCUUGAAAGAUAACUGCUCCAUCCUGCAAUAUAUUAACCCAUGUAUCUCAAUUCUCAUGUUUAUCCUCUAAAUCCAUAAAUUUUAGGUUUUUUUUUUUUUAUAUAUAUAUUUCUGUUGUGGAGGGUUUUCCAUAUGCUGUCAUGCAAAAGCAAACAAUUCUCUACAGUAAGGCCUCUUUCAUUUUCAGAAAAAAUCUUGUUAGACGGCUCAAUUAUAGAACUCACUGUACUCUCCCUCGAAGACAUGUUAAUUCAUGUCUUAUGGGGGCCAAAAUACCAUCUAUGACUGUAAGUGCGGGCUUGGACACUUUGCAAAUUAGCCACACAUUACAACCUAGAUGUAUCAAAAGUGUGGCUGAUGAAAAUCAAGGUGAAUUGUCUGACGAAGACGACGAUCUCUGCCCUGUGGACUGUGUUAGAGAAUUUAAGACUGAUGAAGAUUUCUUGAAAAUUCUUGAAAAUGCCCAAGAAACUAACUCUUUAGUUGUGGUAGAUUUUUAUCGAACUUCGUGUGGAAGCUGUAAGUACAUAGAGCAGGGUUUCUCAAAAUUAUGCAAGGGUUCUGGUGAUGAACAAGCUGCAGUAAUCUUCUUAAAACAUAAUGUACUCGAUGAGUAUGAUGAACAAUCUGAAGUUGCUGAAAGACUUAGAAUCAGGGUAAUCUCUAUUGUAAACACAAGUCUUCUCACUCCUGAAGCCAGAAAACAGAAAUCUAAACACACAUUUCAACUCUGCUCUUCUGACUUGGAGUAUAGAUCCAAAUGGAUCCUCAGUUGCAGAAUACUUGAUGCCCCCAAUAAGAAAUUGAAGGGAGUUACUAUAGUGAGAAUGCGUCAUCUUUGCCAUUUAUGA